AGGUCUCCUGCAUUAUUGCUUUACUUGCUCCUGUGGCAUUGAUAUCUAUCUCCUGUUCGUGUUCGUUAGAUGAACAAAUACUUAAUGUUAAUUCAGAAAAAGCGUAGACGUGGACAAGCACAAGCUUAAUCGGAAGAUCGGCUCCUUCGGUUCUAGCGCCUGGUUGUGCUACUCGCGGCAAUCGUGAUUAUGUUGUAGCGUUUAGUCUCAAAUAAAGUUGUAUCUUGCAAAAAGAUGCAGAACAAUCCGAACAGUCCUAAGGUAUUUCCGAACUACGCAGGGCAGCAGGCGGCCCCGUAUGCGGGUCCACAAUCGCAAUCCUUCUCCUCGUCCGCAUCCUCCACCAUGGUGGUGGGAGCGCCGAUGCUGGCCACAGGCCCCUCGAUGCCGUCUGCCUACCCCCAGCCCGUCAUGAUGAUGGUGCAACCGGGCGCGUCCCCAACCAGCCCGAACGCGCAGGGUUUGCCUCUCACCUGGGAUCGGCCGAGAAUCUGCGCGGAGUGCUCGAUGGACUGUUGGCUAAGUUGCGCAUGCCCGUGUUUGGUAGUAGACCAGAUAUCGCUAGAUAUGAAACUCGUGGGGGCCAAAUUUCACACUUACGCAAUAGGUGUCUGCGUCUUUGUCAGGUAUUCACUUUUACCUUUUGUGCUGGUAGACGAGGUUGACGACACUGCGAGUCUGUCUCUUGACGGACCCGGUGUAAGGAAGGAGAGUAUCAAAAUGAAAUAACAUCAAAAUCACAACUCACCACAGGUGGAUUGCGGACACAAUUCGCGCUCUGGAGGGAUUUUUCUACAGCAGCGCCGCACUCUAUGACAUCACGGUGCUCGCGACAAUACUGGUAUCCGCGGUGUGCGGGAUUUUUCUGAUGCGGUGGAAGAGUUCGGUCGGGAGUUUUACCGGCAUCGGAUCCGGCGAGGUUCUUGAGGAUUUUAUCUGCAUGUGGUGCUGCCCCUGCCACCACAUCCCUGCCGUGCAGCGCACCGUGGCCAAUUGGAGAAUACGGGGCCAAAGCGUGCAACCAGCACAGAUGGUCAUGAUGUCGCCCAUGCACGGAGGUGGCGGCGCACCUUCGCAGAACGUGAAUUUUGGUGCCAUGAAUCUCUCGAUGACCAGUUCUGCGCAGUUUGGCGCACCUGGCAGCAUCUCGCAGAGCUACGCCGUGCCAGCAGGAGGUGUAGGUGGCGCAGCAGCUGCGCAGACGGUAACAACCACCGAAGUGCGACCCUUUGCGGAAGAUACCGGUGCGGCAUUGGCAGGGGGACCGCCACAGCUGCAGCUACCAGCCCCAGGCGUACAAAACGAAUCUCAAACUACUGCACUGGCUACUACUGCUCCAGGGAUCAACUCCUCUUCGAUUGUGACAAGCACGUAAUAAUUGGUAGCAGCUCCGCGGUACUAGCAGAGUCAGGUGUUGAGCCUCGCCCGCGUCUCUGUAAAAAAUAGAAAUACC
Amoebophrya sp. A120 is the source of this 1453-nucleotide messenger RNA. The record is from the annotation of a GenBank genome assembly. NCBI's taxonomy places the organism in Eukaryota, Dinophyceae, Syndiniales, Amoebophryaceae.